AUGGCGAAGAUUUACAAAGACACAAGGGUCGACCUGCGGCCAUUUUCGCCGGCCACAGUCGCCAACAUCCAGGUCUCACCUCAAGAAAGCGCGCCCCGUCGGCCUCGCUUUUCGACCUCCUCUGCCCCCGACCAGCCCGAGAUCCCGAUCGCGAAGGAUGAAGACGAGUUCACCAGACGGUAUCUUACUACACAGGGCGCAGUCUACUUCCGCAAACGCAAGUCGUACCCGAGGACCUUUGUGUGGAGGGUGGUCAAUGACAACAAGGUGCUGGAGAUUCAAUGCGCGGACUUGACGAAAAGUGGCACUGAGCGCUUCGAAUACAAUGUGACCCUGCGGCUACACUUCCAAGAACAGAUUCUUCCAUCUGGUGUGGCGUUGGCAGAUGUGGAGGAACAUGAGGUUCUCAGCGUCUUUGUGAUUACGGCGUCAAAGCAGCUCCAUACCUUGUCACUUCGACCAGAGUUCUUCCGGAGGACAGAGUCGAUCGAUGACAAUGUGAGCGAAUGGUGCAAGACGUGCAUCCCUGCACCUCUUUCUUUCUCAACCCCCCACAGACUUCACGCGAGCAGCCCGCAAGAGCUGUUCAUCUCCCUUGAUAACGGCGCGCUCCUGCGGUUGACCCGCAGAGCUGGAGAUGAUGGUUCUCACUGGACUCCUCUUACCUUCGACGAACGAACAUGGGGCGCGUCGAUUCGAGGCCUUGUAAAGUGGCACGCAACCUCCUCGAUCAAGCACAAUGGACGCAAUCUCGACCUGAACGUCGCCAAUGCCAUCGCUACAACCUCCGACGAGACCUACGUCUUCGCCGUUUGCCUGAAUCACACCUUGAAAAUCUGGAAUCUUGCUACAAAUAAGCUUGCGGCGACAAAGGAUCUUCUGGGCCGCCAAAUGGACCCCGAUGCGGUGCCAUAUACGUUGAAUCCUGCCGAGACAUCGUUCAUCCGGGUAUUCAACGCAGAGAGGGCAAUGGAUGGUGGUCACAGGUUCUAUGUCGUCACCUACUCUCCUUUCGAGGACGGGCGCUUCAAGUUCUGGGCUGUGAAGGGUGGAUUAACGUCUGAUCUUGUUAUCGAGGACCUCUUUGCCGAUGCAGUCUUCCGACCUGUUGACCCAGACGUGACGGGUAACAUGUUCUGGAGUAUCGCAGACUUCCAGGUCAAACCCGUGGAGGAAGGAAAGGGAAUGGAGCUGUGGGUGUUGUGGAGAAACCAUGGCCUCUAUCAGCUCUACACCCUGCACUUUGAUCUGCAAACCCUGGUGGCAGAUUGGUCUACGAACUGGGUUUCAACAACGUUUGAAACACAUCGACAAGAGCCACUACCUGCGCCAACCCUCGAAGAUGUCGAAGACCCAACUGAGAAGUGGCUUGCCUACCUCUUGCAACCAACUCGAUACCUGCCUGAAGUUCUUGAGACUGCAUUGGCGGUUUAUCAGGAGGCGCUUAGACCGCUGUCCUCAACCUCAUCUGGAGUUUUGAAGAAGGACGUACCGCUGGCGGAGAGACUUUGCUCUACUAUUGCAGCGACCGUCUCCCUUCGCAAAUAUACCGAAGAUGAGAUGGACUAUGCUCGGUUCCGGAUGGACACAGAUGUCAAGUGGCGUCAAUUCUGGCAAGUUGCAGAAGACCUCAACAAGCGCAGAUUCGAACCCGUUUCCCUUGCAUACGACUCCUUCUACGAGAUGCCCUGGCUUCUUCUCUCCGACUCCUGCGCUGUGAUCCGAGAAUGCAAUACUGCUGAAUUGCUCCUACACAAUUCGAGUUCCGACUUACGUGAGGAGGGUCCCAAAAUCGUGGACCGAUGGAGACAUCGCAAUCUCGAUGCCGAGCUUGGCAGUCUGUACGAACAAGCUUCUUCAUUGAUGAAGGUGGCUGCUGAGUUCAGAAAAAAGUUCUCUGCAGAGCUCGAUGCGGCAUGCCGGGCUGCUCUCGAAGUCGAAAUUUUCAACGAACCUUCUUCAUCAGUUGUCGACCGCAUGGAUAGUUUCCGGGAGCGCUGCGAGUUUGGGGACCGAAUCUCUAAUAAGACAUUUGAGGGUCUUGUUGCGGCGUUGAAUGAGUACUUAGAUGCUGAGAGCUUGUCUGUGGAUCCGUUCUAUGCCAUCAUCGACACUGUCCCUUCCGGCUUUAACGGCAAGGACUCGGGGCUUCUCUCAACAUACUUCGGCGCACGAGUCGCCGUGAGUGGUGCACUCGAGACGGUCGUGCUCACGCGCCAGAUCCUCUAUGACUUGUUGAUCCUGGUCACCUUUGUGGACGGCGAGAUUGAACAGAGCGAACGCUCAAACUUCGACGCCGCUGAUCUGUUUUCCACACUCAUUGAUUCUCUCCGAGAGUACGAAAUGAUGUACUGGCUCAGCUCGAAUGUCCGGAAAUGCGCGGACCGUACCGCUAGUACUGGGACAGAGGGUUCGGGCUCGGUCUUUUCUCUGAAGGAGAAGAAGUCCGAUCAGAACAAGAACCUGCGGACGGCGACCAUUCUAGAGGACCUCUUUGUCACAGACAUCAAGCCGCGUCAAGCGAUUGGUGUGCCCCAGAGUUAUACCCUGACUCUUGGGAUCAGGGAUGUCCUAGCUUGGGUUACGCGACCCGGUGAAGUGGCGUAUCCUAACGCAUUGGCUUACAUUCAGUGCGAUCUUAUUGCUAAGGACAAUAUUGAUCUUGCAUGGGAUUUCCUGCGUUUCCAGGCAAGCACAUCCUGGGCAACGUAUGUCAAGGGUCGCCUGCAUGUGGCAAUGGCCGAGUUUGACAUUGCAGCCAUUUACUUCCGCAAGGCGGCAUAUCUUCUGUCUUGUGGCAAGCCUUUGGGUAACCUGCACGAAAUGUCGUCAACCCUCCUGGACCUUAUUUCCGUGAAUUGCUUCCACAAUGGCAUUCCGAAGUAUUACCAGCAUAUCCUGUCGGUCUUUGAGCACGUGCGCUCGUUCUCCCAUGUCGCAGAGUUUGCCAGCCUGGCGCUGCAGGCCCUUGAUUCGGAGGCCUGGGCCGAGCACGACCCCGAAUACACGAGCAUGCGAACUGAUCUGCUCUCGCGCCUGUUCUAUGCAUCCCUCAAGACCUGCCAAUUUGACCAGGCCUACUCUGCCUUGGCCCGGUACCAGGAUCUUGCCUUGCAGAGGUCCGCUCUCAGUUCUCUCAUCACCAACAUCCUCGCUGUAUCUGGGCCUGGUGCUGCUGGAAUUAAGCAGAUCCUCCGUUUCCCAACAGCGCUUGUACCAAACAUUGCUUCUCACAUUGAUGAAGUCCUCGUCUCUCUCGCCCGAAAGCAAAACACCUUUACCUCAUGGACUGAUAUAGACAACAACGAGGUUGAUGCUUCAUCGACCGACUACAACCGGAUCUUGCAGGCCUACCGCAUCGCUCGUAAUGACUAUCGCGGUGCUGCUGAGAUCGCCUACCGGAACGUUCAGCGUUUGCGCAAGGCAAGGGACGCACCCUCAUCCGCUCUUGUCCGUAAAACUAGGAGAGAUGCUGAGGCUUCCGGUGUACCUGAAGACGACCUUGAGAGUAAGGAGAUCCGCCACGAGCUACUGUCCUUGAUCAAUCUGCUCGCCUCCGUCGACAAGAGCGAAGCCUACAUUCUUGUCGAAACUGGCCCACUCGCAUCCUUCGCUGCGGGCACGCCACCUCCACAGCAGAAGCACCGACAGACGGAUGAUGACGGCAACGUCUUCAUGGAAGAUGCGGAUGCGACAUCCCAAAGUCCAUUUGAGGCCAGACGCAGAUCAUCAAGCGGGCCUUCAAUCACACCCGCUGGUCGCAGAGAUAGUCGCUCCUCAUUCAGUGGCGGACGGGGCAGCGUAUCUUUCAAAGUACCAGUCGAACAACCUCAAGAAAGGAUCAUUGUUACCCUUGACCACCUGCGUCGCGAGUAUCAGUCCGAACUUGAUCGCGUUAGCCGUAUAGAGCGCGGUGACUGGGAGUUUGGUCUUUUGGGGGAUGAGGACGAGGACGUCGAUAAUGAUGACACGAUGGUUCUGUCAUAG
Molecule: messenger RNA, 3987 nt
Organism: Penicillium daleae
Lineage: Eukaryota; Fungi; Ascomycota; Eurotiomycetes; Eurotiales; Aspergillaceae
Product: nucleoporin Nup120/160
Exons: 3
Coding region: 1-3987 (1328 amino acids)
Cellular component (GO): nuclear pore
Molecular function (GO): structural constituent of nuclear pore
Source: RefSeq, a predicted model, not a curated record